Molecule: messenger RNA, 7461 nt
Organism: Aedes albopictus (Asian tiger mosquito)
Lineage: Eukaryota; Metazoa; Arthropoda; Insecta; Diptera; Culicidae
Exons: 3
Coding region: 1011-2684 (557 amino acids)
Molecular function (GO): nucleic acid binding
Source: RefSeq, a predicted model, not a curated record
ACUACAGCUUUCACAUCUGUCCGUGUAACACCGAAGCAGAUAAGGAUCUACACCAAGCGAUAAAGGACUACUUUUCCCUCGACAGCCUAGGAGUCAUCAAACCGGACAAAUUGCUGUUAUCUGCCGAAGAUGAACGGGCUCUCAUGCUGCUACAGUCACCAAUGCACCGCCGGGAAGGACGAUACGAAUCCGGCCUUCUCUGGCGAUACGUCGAGACCCGUCUACCGGAUAGUCGAUCCAUGGCGCUGCUACGGUUCCAAUGCCUAAAGAAGCGAAUGCAUAAAGAGCCAGAGCUGCAAACAACCUUGCAGGGAAAAAUUGACGAGUACUUAGCCAAAGGCUACAUCAGGCUGCUCAACGAUGAGGAAGUAAACCAAAAAGUACUGCGCCGAUGGUAUUUACCGGUUUUCCCCGUGACCAAUCCGAAUAAACCCGGAAAGGUGCGGAUAGUGUGGGAUGCCGCGGCAUGCGCCUACGGCACAUCGCUCAACUAGGCUCUUCUCAAAGGACCAGACCUACUUUGCUCCCUCCUCACUAUUCUGCUCCAGUUCCGAGAACGUCGCAUCGCCCUCACCGGUGAUAUACGUGAAAUGUUUCACCAGGUGUUGAUGCGUACCGAAGACCAAUUCUGCCAGUGUUUCUAUUGGAUGAACGUACGUGGAGAAACUGAGGUGUAUGUCAUGCAGGUUAUGACCUUUGGAGCGUGCUCCCCAACCACUGCACAGUUCGUGAAGAACGCAAAUGCCGACCGUUUCGCAUGCGACUAUCCAGCAGCACAUCAAGCCAUCACGAAGUCCCACUACGUCGACGAUAUGCUGGUUAGCGUGGACACCGAAGAGCAGGCCAUCCAGCUGGCUAAGGAUGUUAGGCACGUCCACCAGUAAGGCGGGUUUGAGAUUCGGAACUGGAUCAGUAACUCAAGUAGGGUGCUGGCAGCGCUGCAAGAAGUAGAUACCGACGAGAAAUGCCUCGACCUGUCUUCCGAAUUGGCCACAGAGAAAGUUUUAGGCAUGUGGUGGAACACGACCGACGACGUCUUCACCUACAAAGUGGGAUGGAACCGAUACGAUCCGGCUUUGUUAAGAGAUGAACGCAGGCCAACGAAACGGGAAGUUCUUCGCGUCUUGAUGACCAUCUUCGACCCGCUUGGUCUAAUUUCCCACUUCUUGUCGUAUCUAAAGAUUCUGCUACAGCAAAUCUGGCGAUCCGGCGUACGAUGGGAUGACGAAAUCGACAACGACGCCUACGACAAAUGGCUUACUUGGUUGAAAGUGCUCCCACGCGUCGAACAUGUGAAGAUUCCCCGGUGCUACAACUCCGAGUUCCUUACAAACGAAGCCGACGAAGUUCAGCUGCACACGAUGGUGGAUGCUAGCGAGAACGGCACGGCCGCAGUUUGCUAUCUCCGUUUUGUCCACAAGGGAGCCGCUUCCUGCUCCAUAGUCGCAGCCAAAUGUCGAGUUGCUCCGCUCAAGUUCACGUCGAUACCACGGUUGGAACUCGAAGCGGCUGUAGUUGGCGCCCGACUAUCGCAUACCGUCCAAAAGGCGCUAAGCUUCAAGAUCCAUCGGAAGCUGUACUGGUCGGAUUCCAGAGACGUCCUCUGCUGGAUCAACUCGGACCACCGACGUUACAGUCCAUACGUGGGUCACAGGAUUAGCGAAAUACUAGAAACAUCCGAAAUGAACGAAUGGCGAUGGGUGCCGGGCAAGCAAAAUCCUGCCGACGACGCCACCAAGUGGAAUACUCUACCAGAAUUGACGCCCAAAGACAGGUGGUUUAAAGGUGCAGACUUUCUCUGGUGCCCUGAAGAGGACUGGCCGAAGUCGCCCAACCGCCAGGAUUUGACUGACAAUGAAUUACGUCCGUCGCUUGCAGCACCCCACGUUUCUUCGGAACCAGUACUCCGCCUUGAUGACUAUUCGUCAUGGGAGAGACUACGCAAAGCAGUCGCAUUUGUUCACCGAUUCGCCGAUAACUGUCGGCACCGAUGUCGAGGAACUCCGAAGGCUACAGGUCCACUUGCAACGAAGGAGCUGCUGACGGCAGAGCGUUCCCUGAUUCGACUUUGUCAACUGGAAUCCUACCCUGACGAGAUAGCGAUGCUGCAAAACCCAUAUCAAAAUCCAAAUAGAACUACGAGUAUACCGAAGUCCAGCUCACUAUACCAGCUGACACCCUGGCUGGAUGAGAACGGAAUUUUGCGCAUGCGAACCCGCAUAGCUGCAUGUAACUACGCCACAGAUGAUUCCAAGAAACCAAUCAUCCUUCCGCAAAAACACCAAACCACCCGCCUGAUCGUAGCAUAUUAUCACCGCAAAUACCAUCACCUCAACCACGAGACUGUGGUAAAUGAAAUUCGACAAAAAUUUCGCAUUCCCCGCUUGCGCGUGUGCUACCAACAAGUGCGCAAGAAUUGCCAGCAAUGCAAAAACCAGCAAGCAGCCCCAAAUCCACCCCUCAUGGCCGAUCUUCCACCCGCCCGUUUUGCAGCGUUUUCACGACCGUUCACGCACGUCGGGAUCGACUAUUUCGGUCCAAUGGAGGUCAUCAUCGGCAGAAGAGUAGAGAAGCGGUGGGUCAUGCUCGCCACUUGUUUGACCAUCCGAGCGAUCCACUUAGAAGUCGUGCACUCCCUCAACACGAGUUCCUGCCUUGGGGAACUCCGACGGACGUGUUUUUAAGUUCGCUGUAUACAUUAUUGGCGACUACGUACUGUAGUCUGGAUGACAAAUAACUUCUUAUCAAGUUGUUGGCAGCUCCUCAUACAACAUAAUAAUCUAAUUUACGCAAUACUGAGAUGAAUGUCCUCUAGGGUAAAAUCUCAAAAAAAAAAAAAAAGUUUACGCAAUAGGAUUUCGUGGUCGAUGGUAUGUGGUAACGAUCUUAAAGGACCGAGGUUAAUAGCACGCGCGCUGCGAAAGGAAAUGAUCUGUCCGUGAGCAUGCUAGCAGAGAGACUGAGGAUAUGCGCAACGAAGUGUGUAGGCCGAAAUCAAUAAGGUGUUCACGAGGCACGCACGAAGUUUGAACGAAUAAUAAUUGAGGCUCUACCACAUCCCCUUUUCCUUAUUUUUAGUUUUAUGCAUCAUAUAAGUAAAUGCAAUUUAUAUGAAAAUAAGAUCAAACAAAUGUUUGCUCUCAGCUGAAUAUUUCUUGGCCUUCUCAUCACAACGUGUUCGGAGUCACCACUGAUCACAUCACCUAAAUGGUCGUAUUAAAACAGUAAAUAUAUUUUUUUUUAGCUAACACCCUUAUCCAUUAAAUCUACGUGCAUGUCUCUUCCGGCUAUUUCCAACAGUAUAAUAUCAAUAGUGACAGUAACAUAAAGGCAAGGCUAUAUCUCUCCAUUAAUCUUCAUAUAAACAGCAUAAAUCUAAUUUCAAUUAUAAAUAAUUUAUCCAAAAAAAAAACAACUCUGUUGUGAUACAUCAAUUGAACAAAAUUAAGUUCUAUUAUUUUAAUAAAUUGUGUUAUGAAGAUGGGUUAAAACCUUCGCGUUUGCCCAGGUGACAGUAUUUUAGAAUUUUAACUAUCGAUCCUUUUUUUUUUUGACAAUGUUUGAGGUAACCGAUAUAAAUUUCUAAACGAUGAUUAGAAAAUUGUACAAAUUCGUUACAUAUGAACUCACACAUGAACAAACUGACACAAUUGUGGCUCAAAUGUCAUGUUUGAACACAUGUUUGUUGGCAUCUAGGUUGGCAUACAUUUUGUGUACCUCCCAUUCUAAACCAUCACUUAGUUGACAAUCUUCUUGUAACAUAGCGGGCUAUUUAAACAUGUUUUCAAUCUGAAGCAAAUAUUCAUAACGAUGCCGUUAGGUAAUCUUCAAGAUCCAAUAUAAAUGGCAUGACACAUGUUCCAUUGAACACCUGCUAUAGGCCUUUGAAUAGCGAUUCAAACUCCAAACUCUAAAUGCAGUAUAAAGCCGUUACUCAGUUGAAAGCUGGAUAUCAGCCAAAGACUCUCGCAUUUCGGGAAUUUACAAUGAAGCGCCACAACAUUUGUCCACAACGUAACAUUUUAUGCGAAUACAUAUCACAGCUACUUCCUAACUCUUCGCGGCCGAAAAGCGAUGAAACUGAGCAUAACAAACAUGUUCGAGACCAACACAGUUUGUUUAACAUUUACAAUUACUCUUAUAUCCUUAUUGGUGGAUUAUUUUAAGGGUAGAACAGGCUACAAAGAGAAUACUUGUAUUCCAUUGGAGCAAUCACGAUUCAUUGCAAUAGACCAUGCUGUUGAAACAUUUUCUCCUUCAUAUUCAAAAUGUAUAACCAGUGCAAUUAAAUUUCAUAGCUCAAUGUAUUGUUUGUCCCAUACUGCUAAAAUUAAUUGGUAUAUACCUUUUUUUAGAAUAGCUAGUUUUUCUUAAAUCCUAGAAGACGUACACUGAUUAUCACGGAUAAGAUCUGUUGAUUUUGGAACUGAAACCGCUCAACGACGUUUGAAACACAUAAUUCUUAGUUCAGAUUCGUGUAUGUUUGUUUUUCUGUAAUACAGCUAUCUACUUAACACCCACUAGCAACACUGUUUUACGAAACAAACUUUCAUUUACACUCCAGGUGUACAGCUUACUUUGUAGUUGAAAAAUGAAUAUCAUACAUAUUCUACACGAGCGAGGAAUGUCGAAAAUAGUCGCUUCUCCAAAAACGAAUAAACAUUACAUAUACAAAACGAUCAUCUUCUAAGCUAUAUUUUUGUACAUCAAAAUUCAAUUCCAGAUAAAAUUGUAUUUUUGUCUUCAAUUGGCAUCUAUUCUAUUAGUACUCCUUUCGACCUUUUCAACUGUUGUAAUUAGACAACUUAUAAAGCGGUAAAUGUAUAUCUAAUCUUCAAAACGAUACACUAUUGAACGGAGAUGAUCAAUGAUCUAUACAUAUUAUUUUAUUUCUGUAUGACAACUUUUGGGGACAACUUUCUAUGACCAUUAUUAUAAACAAAGCAAAUUUUAGCGUUUCAUUCGAUUACUAUUUGUUUUGUGGUUGCACAAUCAAUAUACAACUCUGAAAUAUAACGUUGUUCAAGAAACAGAGUAAAAAGCAUUUUUGUAAAAAGAAAUGAUAAACAGCAUUUUGUUUUUCAUGACUCAUCAAUAUCAAUAUCAAUGACAACUCUAAUAUUGUAUAAUCUGUUCUUUUUACAAUACCUGUCCUAUAAGUGCUGUAAAAUGUAUUCACGUAGAUAUUUUUUCCGGAUACACAUCAAAUUUAUUUUCAUCUAACAGAUAAAUUUUGGCACGCUCUUUUUUUAUUUUUUAAAGGCUGUCCAAACCUAUUUAGGGAACAGUGUUUCAAUUUUUACUCUACUCAAAAUAGAGGGUUUAAGAAAGGAAGCAUUUUGAUCCGUCCGCUUUAAAUAGUAUAGGAUUGAAUAGGAUAUGCUUUCACUACAUAUCAUUUGGUACUGUUGCUCACACAUCACAUCAUUCAACUCAACGAUUGAAUUUUACGCAUCAUUGUGUUACGUUUAAGUAUUUAGCCUAGGAAUAUGAAGUCUAAAUUCAUGAAUUUAUACCCGAAAUCUAGAAAACUCAAUAAACAUGUAUAUUGAUAAUUAAAAUGCGCCACAAGGGAAUACAUGUUCUAGCUUGAACAUGAGAAAAGAAAGAAAAUUUGCCUGCAAAUCGCUGGCACGUACCUUCACCGUUGCCACACAUACACCAAUCAGACACUAUUUCCGCUGGCAUCAGAACAUCUAUAGGUCCUCGUCGUAGGCGGUCACAUAGUGUCCGAAACAGCAGAAAGCCCGUUUUACAAGUGGUGAGACGCUGAAAACCCAUUCGGCAAGAUUCAUAAGUUGAACAUGAUUCGCAGCAGAAUUGCGCAUAACACGAACCCUGAAAACUUCCGCAGAUCCCUUCCGACCGAUCAAGACCGUUCAACAACGUGCUCGACGAGGGACGGGCUUCGCUGGGUAAUCGGAGAGAAUCCGUUGAAAAGAUGGAGAAACCAUGGGCAUCACCUGGUCACCACAAUAUUACGUUUUUUCGCAGAUCUCUAGUCCUCAGACGAAACCUACAGACAGGACGCACGUCCACGCUGUCCGCGGUACCAUCAUCGGCACGGUGGUGUAUCGAGGCUAGACGCCGAGGCUAGGGCGGGCCAACCUACAGUAACGAUAACAGAUCUUCGAGGGCAGAAAACCUGUCUAACACGUGAGUGCGAUGUCGAUCCGAAGUAGACUUGCUUUAUCAAAACGAUUUCUUUCUCCAGUGCUCGAAUCUCAGCAUUACCGGGAAGCUCCAACAAUUGCACGUUUCCGAUCGACAUAGGAAAGAACGAAGGCGAGGUAAUUCCAUUAAGCUAAAUUUGCAUCACGUGAAAGUUCUCACGAUCAGUUCCGACUUCCAAACAGGUCCAGGAUAGAACGAUCACCCUACACGGGAACUCACUGGCACCCCAUAUUGACACCAAGCAGUCGCGGCAAGAGCGAGAAUCGUGUACGCCCCAGCAAUCGUGUAUAUGCAGAUCCACACACACACAACGAACGAAGCCUUCCUACUGUAGGAGGGAUGCAAAGAGCCAUCUUCCGCACACUGGUAUAAGAACCGAAACGUUGUACGCGCAUCGAUGAAAGCUCGUCAAAUGAUAACCUGGAUAUUUGGAAAAGAAGACUCCAAAUUUAAAAACUGUGAAAAUCUACAAGUUUUAUAGAUUGUCGGAUUGAUUCUUGAAAAGCUAUUAUUUUUUCUCAAUAUAAAGUUUUAAUGUAAUGUACAGUGAUAACACGUUAUUUAAGAUUGGAAAAGAAAGUGUAUUACCAGUUAAGUGAAAUAACAGAUUCCUGCAAGAAACAAAACUCUACUGGGCAUUCGCAGAAGUUCUUACACGUGUGAACGUCUAUUAAUGUGCGUUUGACUUAAAUAGAACUGUUGAAUUCAGAGUAAAACAAAGUACUGAAGACACAUACCGAUUUAUCCACCGAUAGCGAAGUGAAGUAGUGGAUGCAAUGCGCAAUGACGCUUGGUAUAGCGAAGCGACAAUAAAAAAGAUGCUCAUUCAAUCAUGUUUCUUCAAAUACCACAUCAAGGCAAUGACAAGCUACGUACACAAUUUGCAAUACAUUUAUCAUAACUCUAGCAUCCAGUCGAAACCUUCAUAUAAAUCUAGCUUUUCAUAUUUAAAACCAAAUCUUUCGAAUUAAUAUCUAAUUAAACAUUUACAAGAGCUAUGGAUUCAUGAACGGUUUUUGGAUAGUCAAGAAAGCUGUUGGUCGUUAGGCGUAUAUUUAUGUAUUCUGAUUUAUGUUUUUAAAUCGCCUUGGUCUUCGUAUAGUUUAGAUUAGAUAAAGUGCCUUUUCUAGUUAUCUAUACACCAAACGUAAUAUACCCAGAAUGUCGCAAUGUUAUUUCUAAGUAAAAAUAUAAUUAAACAUCAAUCGUGUUUAUAUAUACUAAAAUAGCCUAUGUGUUCUAGAUUUGUAAUUAUCAGAGCAUACAAUUAAUAUUUUGAAUAAUAAU